UUCAUUACUUCUACAUUUAGAAAGCUAUAGCUAACUUCUUGUAAGAUAAGCCAUUUUAGUAAUAUACUCUCAUAUUAAAUAAAUGGAGCAAGAAAAAGGUGUUUGAAUACAAGGGUAAAACAAAGAAAAUGAAGAGAUUCAACCAAAAAUCAUGUUAUUCUUCCUCAUGGGAAGAUUAUCAAGAAGAGGAAGCCUUUGUUAAAGAUUCCCUUGGAGGUUUCUAUGGAGUAGGGCCAUGGUGGCCUCCAAGAUUAUAUUCAUGUAGUUAUUGCAAGAGAGAGUUUAGGUCAGCUCAAGCUCUUGGAGGUCACAUGAAUGUUCAUAGAAGAGAUAGAGCUUUACUCAAACAAGUCAUCAUCCCCACUCCUAAUGAUAUUGAUCAUCAUGAUCAUCAAAAUCACCAUCAUCAUGAUCAUGGUCAUAAUGUGAACCCAUCUCAUAUUUGUAACCCUAAAGCUAGUGUAGCUCAUCAUUUUGAUCAUGCUCACAAUCAUGAUCAGGAUAAUCAUGUGAUGAUCAAUCCUUGUAAUUCCAUGAUUAAUUAUCAAAACCCAUCUCAAAAUUGUAGUCCUAAGGGGGCUAAUGUAGCUCAUCAUCUUGCCCUAUCUAAGCUUUCUUCUAAUUGUUCAAUUAGUGAGGUUAAGAAAGUAAUUAGCAUCACUAAUGAUGUUUUUGAUCAUACUAAAAUGUCCAUGGGGUUAGAUUUAUCUAUAGGGACAUCCCCAAAAGAAGAAGAUUAUCAAGAUCAAGGAUGUUUGAAGAAUAAGAGGUUUAAGAAAAAUGGGGAUACUAAUGUUGCUUUGAUUCCAGUUUAUGAAGAAAUUAAGAGUUCUAAUGAUGUUAAGGAUUAUGGUUUAGAGUUUUUCAAUCCUAAUGCUUGUAGAUCUAGGGAUGAAUUGGACCUUGAGCUUAGACUUGGUGUUCCAUCUCACAAAGUCAAAUAGUAAACAAGAGUAUUAUGUAAUGUUCUUAGUGAUCAGUGAAAAUAUUGAUUAUAUAAUCAAAUUAGAUUACAUAUUCUUAAUUACAAUUACAUCGGAUUGUUUAAGCAAUUUGAAUCAUAUUAA
Amaranthus tricolor (Joseph's coat) is the source of this 1067-nucleotide messenger RNA. Its product is annotated as probable transcriptional regulator RABBIT EARS. The record is from RefSeq and is a predicted model, not a curated record. The transcript has a single exon. NCBI's taxonomy places the organism in Eukaryota, Viridiplantae, Streptophyta, Magnoliopsida, Caryophyllales, Amaranthaceae. The coding region runs from base 129 to 944 and encodes 271 amino acids.